UCUGCGGACGCAGCGAGAAAAGGCUGGCGGCACUCAAGAAGCGGCUGUCGGCUCACUCGCAAGCGUGCACCCUGGCCACCUGCCGAGACCCUGGAAUGGCGUUCGGCCCGGGAGGCCGGCCGACGGCCAACACACCUGACAGCCUGACCGACGUGCCGCCUGCGUGUGCGUGUUGAUCCGUUGCGGCAUGUUCCUGUUGCUCCCGCGCGCCGGCCGAAGACAUGGGUUGUGGUAGGAGCAGACUGCAGAUUUUCCAGUCUGCCAGUUCUUCCAAGAAGAGGAAAAAGAAGAAAGAACGGGAAAUGGUAGCAGAGAGUGCGGACAAUGUGUCCAUCGAAGAAUCUUCCUUUGACCUCAACUCGGACUGCCCGGAAGCGGUGAAUGCGAGAAGAGCGGCGGCCGUCGCUCGUUUCCGCCAGAUUUCGCAGGGACCACUCUUGGCUAUGGCGGAAGUCUCCAAAAGCCAGACCGAUUUCUUCAAGAUGCUAGAUGAAAAAAUUGAAAACGGUCCUGACUACAGCGAGUCAGGCGAGAACACCAGGACGGCGAGUCCAUCACUGGAUCUGAACAAGCUGCGCAGACUGUCGCUGAUGAGCAACGGCCACAAGUCUUCAGUUAGCUCGAUUAAAUUCCACAGCCAAGGCUUCCUGACCUCUUCCCCAACGAGGGCGCGUACUCCGCAGCCCGCCACCAUUUCCCCGAAGCACCGGCUGCCACCCUUGCAGGCAUCGCCGCCGCCCAAGGAGCCCGGCAGCAGGCGCUCAAGUCCGACCCACAUCCUCGGCCUGGCGCUGUCCAGCCCGCUGAAGGGCAACCACGGCAGUCCUCGCAUGUUUACGUCAAACAAAGUUUUCCGGGCAGAAGAACUGGCCACUCGCUACGACUAAAAACUUAAUGGUUUCUGGACCUUAAUGCAGUGCUUGGACACGAGCUGCGUUGAAAAAUAUGCUACAUAUGUUUAAUACGUAAAUGUGUGUAUGUGGUUGAUAUUUUGAUUACUGUUCGUACACACUUUUGUUGGCUGCUCUCUAUGUGAUCCUAUUAUCCAUAUUUGUGCAAAGAUUCGGAACCAGUGAUUCCUGCUGUGUAUGGAAAAAUAAUGUAUUUGACGUCAUCAUAUCAGUGUUUGAUAUUUUGUUGCGUUUUUCGUUCUCAUUCCAAAAGGCGGAUUCUGUUGGCUAAACUAAGUAAUUCACACAAAGUCAUAUUAUCCCCCGUGCCUACGAUAGACUUCCCCCUUGAAAAGUGUAAUUUUUAACGUUCUGCAAUACUGUGUACGCCUAAAUAUGUGGUUUCAUAUCCUGGUUAGUCUCAUGUAUUGACAUGGACCAUUUCGUGCUGUAGUCAAGGCCUUAAUAGUUCAAUAAGUGCAGACAAUUAUCUCACACAUGUUCAAACUAAGCGUUCAAUAUCAAAUUUAAGUAAAACAGUUUGUAAUUUGGACCAAGUUUUAUCAAAAUGUUUUGUUCUAAAAAUUUGAAUUGGAUUCAAAGGCUGUUGAAAGAAAUAUGUGAAAAAUAAAAUCUGCAUUCAUUAAA
Molecule: messenger RNA, 1538 nt
Organism: Cloeon dipterum
Lineage: Eukaryota; Metazoa; Arthropoda; Insecta; Ephemeroptera; Baetidae
Exons: 4
Coding region: 222-887 (221 amino acids)
Source: RefSeq, a predicted model, not a curated record